Molecule: messenger RNA, 3217 nt
Organism: Gallus gallus (chicken)
Lineage: Eukaryota; Metazoa; Chordata; Aves; Galliformes; Phasianidae
Gene: AFG3L2
Product: AFG3 like matrix AAA peptidase subunit 2
Exons: 17
Coding region: 47-2467 (806 amino acids)
Biological process (GO): mitochondrial protein processing; protein-containing complex assembly
Cellular component (GO): membrane; m-AAA complex
Molecular function (GO): ATP binding; ATP-dependent peptidase activity; zinc ion binding
Source: RefSeq, a predicted model, not a curated record
GGCGGCGUGACGGCGGAGCGGCGGCCACGGGACGGCCGUUGGGGCCAUGGCGCAGCGCUACCUGCUGCUGGCGCUGGGCGGCGGGCGGCGGCUGCCCGGGGUACUGCUGCAGCAGCUGCUGUGCGGGAGAGGCCUGCUGCCGCCGCGGCCCUGCCUGGCACAGCUUCGUGAAAGUGUUCCCACCGGUGUUACGACUGACAGAAGGACGGUCUUGGCAAGCGUCAUUGCUGCUUGCAGAAGGCUCUUCUCACAGCCUCCCAAAGGAUUUGAAAAAUAUUUUCCCAAUGGGAAGAAACCUAAUGGAACUAAAGGUUCAGCUGGAGAAACAAAAGAAGCAAAGCAAGCUGCUGCCCGACAGCCAAGUGGGACUGGUAGUGGAGGAGGCGGCAGCGGUGGGAAGAAAGGCGGCAAGAAAGAAGAUGCAAACUGGUGGACCAGAUUGCAGAAGGGUGACAUUCCUUGGGACGUCAGGGAGUUCCGUAUGUACGUAGUGGGAAGUUCAUUUUUCUGGACGAUGGUUGUGUAUUACUUCUUCUUCAGGGUCCCUGGGAGAGAAAUCACCUGGAAAGACUUUGUUAAUAACUACCUUUCUAAAGGAGUGGUGGACAGACUGGAAGUGGUGAACAAGCGCUUUGUUAGAGUGAUCUUUGUGUCAGGAAAGUCUCCUCAUGAAUGGCAGUACGUCUGGUUUAAUAUCGGUAGUGUGGACACUUUCGAACGAAAUCUUGAAACUGUGCAGCAAGACCUGGGUAUAGAAGUGGAGAACAGGUUGCCUGUAGUCUACUCAACAGAGAGUGAUGGAUCGUUUCUCCUGAGUUUGCUGCCCACAAUCCUUAUUAUUGGCUCUUUAUUGUACACAUUAAGAAGAGGUCCUGCAGGCUUAGGUCGAGGAGGGCGUGGAAUGGGUGGACUUUUCAGUGUGGGCGAAACCACAGCCAAAGUCCUUAAGGAUGAGAUAGAUGUCAAAUUCAAAGAUGUAGCUGGCUGUGAGGAGGCCAAAUUAGAGAUAAUGGAGUUUGUUAACUUUCUGAAAAAUCCCAAGCAGUAUGAGGAUCUCGGAGCAAAAAUUCCGAAGGGGGCAAUUCUGACAGGUCCUCCGGGUACUGGAAAAACACUUCUAGCUAAAGCUACCGCUGGAGAAGCUAACGUACCAUUUAUCACAGUCAAUGGCUCCGAGUUCUUGGAGAUGUUUGUUGGUGUGGGUCCAGCUCGAGUUCGAGACUUAUUCGCUCUUGCUCGUAAAAAUGCCCCAUGCAUCCUCUUCAUUGACGAAAUAGACGCAGUAGGAAGGAAGAGAGGAAGAGGCAACUUUGGAGGACAGAGUGAACAAGAGAACACACUCAAUCAGCUUCUAGUAGAAAUGGAUGGCUUUAAUACCACCACGAAUGUAGUAAUUCUGGCAGGUACUAACAGGCCAGAUAUUUUAGACCCUGCUCUAAUGAGACCGGGACGCUUUGACAGACAGAUCUACAUUGGCCCUCCAGAUAUAAAAGGAAGAGCAUCUAUUUUCAAAGUUCACCUUAGACCUCUGAAACUAGAUACAGUCUUAGAUAAAGAUAACCUAGCAAGAAAACUCGCAUCACUAACACCUGGUUUUUCAGGUGCUGAUAUUGCUAAUGUUUGUAACGAAGCUGCAUUAAUUGCUGCACGGCAUCUCUCGGAUGCUAUAAACCAAAAGCAUUUUGAGCAAGCAAUUGAAAGAGUGAUUGGAGGUUUGGAAAAGAAAACUCAAGUUCUGCAACCAGAGGAGAAAAAGACAGUAGCAUAUCAUGAGGCAGGGCAUGCAGUUGCAGGAUGGUUUUUGGAACAUGCUGACCCACUCUUAAAGGUAUCUAUUAUCCCUCGUGGUAAAGGACUGGGUUAUGCUCAGUAUUUACCCAAAGAACAGUAUCUUUAUACCAAAGAGCAACUACUUGACAGAAUGUGCAUGACACUGGGUGGACGUGUAUCUGAGCAAAUCUUCUUUGGAAGAAUUACAACCGGUGCUCAAGAUGACUUGAAGAAGGUGACACAGAGUGCAUAUGCUCAGAUUGUCCAGUUUGGUAUGAAUGAAAAAGUUGGGCAGAUUUCCUUCGACCUCCCUCGCCAAGGAGACAUGGUUUUAGAGAAACCCUAUAGUGAGGCAACUGCCAGAAUGAUAGAUGAAGAAGUUCGGUCACUUAUUAACAUUGCUUAUGACAGGACGUUAUCUCUUCUGACUGAGAAGAAAGCAGAAGUAGAGAAGGUUGCCCUACGACUACUGGAGAAGGAAGUGCUUGAUAAAAGCGAUAUGGUGGACUUGCUUGGCCCAAGACCAUUUGCAGAGAAGUCCACUUACGAAGAAUUUGUUGAAGGGACAGGAAGUUUGGAUGAGGAUACUUCUCUGCCAGAAGGCCUUAAAGACUGGAACAAAAAACGUGAAAAAGAGAAAGAAGAGACAACAGAUGAAGAGGUUGUUAGGCAGAUCAGAGGAGGGAUGCCAUUUUAACUGCCGUGUGUGGUGAUGCUGACUUGCACUCUGGAAGAGAAAUAAACUCACCUAGUUUGUACCUCCAAAACAAAUAUUUAUUCAACCAAACUGUAUUAAAGAUGGAUGGAAGAAUGGUGUCUUGUGAAGAGACAAAGAUAUUCUACUCCCAGUACGUGGUAUCAUCAGUUCACCGGUAAAAGAUCAUCUUUCAUUUGUCAGCUGAAGAAACGUACAUUGGAUUUGAGCUGCAGUGGAUUGCCAGAACUGAACCUCCCAAACACUGAAACAAUUCAGAUUGAUGCACAAACUCCAUGGCACUGGUCUCUUUUUUUUUUUUUUUUCAAAUGUAUGUAGGCUUAUUAAAAAUAAUAAUAAUAAUAAAGUAUUUUGAUUAUUCACCUAAAAUAUACAUGUAUGUGAUUUGUUUCCAAAAAGAAUCAUAGAAAAAUGCAUUGUUGAAUGCUUGGCCAAAAGUCUGGUCUUGCAAAGUGUAAGUAGCAUUGCGGAAAUGUCAGCUUUUUGAUCUGAUCCUUCUCCCCACCCUUCAUUUUGAUUUUUAAAAGGAAUUGUUUACAAAGAAGAGUCAUGUAAAUUGACAGUGAAACUAGAUUGCCCACUUAAGUGUCUUAAAAUGUGCUCAUGGUUCAGUCUGGCACUGGCUCCUGCAGUUUUACUGGUCAAGUUUUUUACGGAGUUCUGUAAGAUAUUGAACAUAUGAAUGUGUUGUGUAAAUACAGUUUGAGUCAAUAAAAUCAGUACUUUUCUGAA